AUGAGCCAGCUUCACGAGAAUGGCCAGUCGGGGCUUCCUUCCGCGUCUGCCGCGCCGGUAGGCACUUCCGCGUCCUCGGGAGGCAACGCGCCUUCCAGCGGAACCAAAACGGAGUUCCUCGGAUCUCCCAAGUCGAUUCAGCAGACUGGAGACGUUCCGCCGCCGAGGUUUGGACAUACGUGCACCUGCGUAGGAAACCACAAAGUCGUCGUCUUUGGAGGCGCCGUUGGCUCUGCAGGAGGUUACUCAAUCACAAACGAAAGCUACUUGUAUGACAACACUGGAUGCAGAUGGUACCACCUGUUCGCUGAAAACCCGCCCCCACCUCGCGCUGCGCAUGCGGCGUGCUGUGUAGAUACACUCCAGCUGGUCGUCUUCGGCGGGGCGACGGGGGGAGGCAGCUUGAGCGCAGAAGAGCUGUAUCUGCUGGAUCUCCGGAAGGAUCCACAGCUGCAGUGGAUGCCGGUGCCGCUCCAAGGGAUCACGCCUGGCCGACGGUACGGCCAUUCCAUGGUCUACAACAAACCCAACAUCAUCGUCUUUGGCGGCAACGACGGAGAAAGACCGCUCGCCGAUGUGUGGUUCAUGGACGUCGAGAAGUCGCCGUUUCGCUGGGAGGAAGUCGUUUUCGAGUCUCAGGCUCGCCGACCCCCUCCGAGGGUUUACCACGCAACUGAGGUGUGCCGCGAAGGUCCAGCGAGCGGCAUGAUGGUUGUGUUUGGAGGCAGGAGCGCGUCCAGCAGAAGUCUGAACGACACCUGGGGCUUACGGCAACAUCGCGAUGGCAGAUGGGACUGGAUCGCGGCGCCUUCAAAGAAGCAACAAGCGCCGGAACCACGCUUCCAACACUCGAUGGUUUUCAUAGGGUCCAAAAUGCUCAUCGUCGGCGGGCGGACUGAUAACGACUGCACAAAGCCGUUGUCCACAGCUGUCUACGACACAGAGACAGUGGAAUGGAGGUUCAUUGCCUCAGUUGGACGGUUUCGCCACAGCUCCUGGACGCUCCGAUCGACCGUCUACACGUUCGGCGGCUUCUCGCACGUCACGCAGCAACACCCGACGGCCGACUUAACUCUGCUCGACUGUUCCUUGAUUCCAAACUUUUACAACGAGCGAGAACGCGAAGACAUUCGCCGCAAGCAGGCCUUGCAACAGGAACAGCAGCUGGCCGUGGCGAGCGCAGUCGCAGCGGCUCAGACGCAGCCCACUGCGCAGCCUGCGAGUGCGCCUCCUCCUCCCGCUCCUCUACCUGCGGCCGCGUCGCCGCCAGCCGUGCGUCCGGGGCUUUCUGGCCAACCUGCAGCCGUCGAAAAGGCGCGAGCGGCGCAGACGCCAAACGCCGCGCAGCCGCAGGCGCCCGUCCAGCAAACGUCCUUCGCCGCGUCCGGCUCUUUGCGGCAGUCCUGGGUUUUCUCGCAACGGAGUCAGACACGGCAGCUGGCGGACAUCAAGCUCGCCUCUCACGUCUCGGUGGUGCACGAGACAGGCGAAGACUUCUCCUCUCUCGUCCGUCGGAUUUCGAUCGACCGCCUGGAGGAAGAGGGAAAGAAGAUCAACAAAGAAGCCUCGCUGCAGGAGCCUCCGCCCACCCCCACUGAGUCGCGGCGCGAAAUGCUCGCGGACAAAAUCCUGAAACUCCUCCUGAGGCCGCUCAUCACUCAGCAAGAGGUCUACGCCACCUUCAACACAGACGCCCCCUUCGCAAUCUCCUGGAACGAUGUAACAUAUCUCUGUGAUGUGGUGCUGGACAUUGUGAAGAACGACGACAUGGUGCUCCAUCUUCGCGCUCCGAUUAAAGGCAAGCUGACUGGGAAGAGGCUCUACGGGGAUAUCCACGGCCAGUACUAUGACCUCAUGCGGCUGUUCCACUUGUACAAGAUGCCUGUGGAAGAAGAACGAAGCGACGAAUUCAUCGGAGGGUCUGCCGCCUUGGGGCAAAACGGACCUGGCUCCGCAAAUGCCGGGGUUGUCGGGGACAUCGACACAAACGAUUAUUUGUUUCUCGGAGACUACGUCGAUCGAGGUCUCAACAGCUUGGAAACCAUCUGUCUCCUCUUUGCUCUUAAAGCCAAGUAUCCCCGGCAGAUUCACCUGCUUCGAGGCAACCACGAGGAUCCAGCAAUCAAUUCGCUCUACGGCUUUCAAGACGAGUGCAAGCGCCGACUGCGUGAAGACCCGUUCGAUCCGAGCAGUUGCUGGCGCAAAUUCAACCUCGUUUUUGAGUACCUCCCGGUCGCUGCCAUCAUCGACGAUUCCAUCUUGUGCAUCCAUGGCGGGAUUGGCGGAACGAUCUCCUCAGUCGAGGAUUUAGCCGCGCUUCAACGCCCUCUCAAAGUGGCUCAAGUCCCCCAAAAUGUCUACGAGCAACGCGUCACGGAUUUGCUGUGGUCAGAUCCCACAGACAACGACAGCAUGUUGGGGGUGGUGCGAAACGAUGUGCGGGAUCCAGACGGCUCAGGGAGAAUCUACAAAUUCGGUCCCGACCGCGUUCACAGAGCACACGAGUGUGUGAUGGACGGUUUCGAGCGAUUUGCAGGAGGCAAGCUGAUCACUCUCUUCUCAGCAACGAACUACUGCAAUCAUCACCAGAACGCCGGUGCGCUUCUCUUUAUUAGACGCGACAUGACCGUCAUCCCGAAGUUGAUUUAUCCCGCAAAUGCUCCUUGCCAGUACAACUCCUGGGAUUCGAGAAUGGCUGAGCUUCGUCCGCCGACGCCGCCUCGAGCUGCGCCGCGCAUGCGCGAGAAAGAGUUUGGAGCUGGCGGGUGA
Neospora caninum is the source of this 2769-nucleotide messenger RNA. RefSeq names its product serine/threonine protein phosphatase, related. Gene Ontology annotation, molecular function: protein binding; phosphoprotein phosphatase activity. The coding region runs from base 1 to 2769 and encodes 922 amino acids. The transcript is spliced from 18 exons. Gene Ontology annotation, biological process: brassinosteroid mediated signaling pathway. The record is from RefSeq and is a predicted model, not a curated record. NCBI's taxonomy places the organism in Eukaryota, Apicomplexa, Conoidasida, Eucoccidiorida, Sarcocystidae.